GCAACAGGUCACUUGGGUCCAGGGAAGGAUGCAAAGGGCAGGAGGUACCAACGGAGGGAAGGAAAGAUGUCACGCUUCACGGAGCUUUUCUAAUGACAGCCGGUGAGUGCUGGUUUUAGAGCUUUUUUCCUCCCCUGACGCUUCUGACUUCUGCAUGCCUUAUUUUUGGGUGUGGGCACAGGAAAUGGCUCUGAGGAGCUGCGGAGCAAGGCCUCCCCCUCUGGCACCGCCUGGGAGCGCCCCAUGGGAUGCGGGGCGGACGGGGCAGUCAGGCAAAGGUUAGGGGAGGAAAGCAAAGGCAGGGGCCCAGAACGGCUCCAGGAAAUGUUUGUAUUUCUCCACCCGGAGGGAGGACAAACAAGCUUUUCUCGUGCCUUCUGGGCGGCCCUGCAUGCUCUCCAGCACAGGAGUCUGAAGAGCAGAGUGAGGCUGCAGAGAAAACUCACCGCGGGGCCGGCGCCGCAGCAUGAAUCCUUCUGGACCUGCCCACCGCUUCCCAGAAGUGACCGCCUGCGCCUCAAAGCCUCGCGGUGCCACCCGCUUCUCCCGGCCUGGGACAGCCAGAGACGAACGGACCUCCCCGAGCCUCUCCUUUCCCGGCUGACGUUCCUGGCCUCCUGGCGGCGGCCGCAUCCACCCGCACCUGCAGUCCGCGUCCGCCCGCAUCCCGGGGUGAAGAAGGUAGAAAACCAGCAGCCCGGUGAGAGGUAGCGUUCCGAUCGGCACCUGUCUUUGUGGGGACUCCCGGGGCCGCCCAGCACGCAGAACCCCUGUCCUCCGUCCACCAUGGACAACGGGUCGUGCUGCCUCAUCGAGGGGGACCCCAUCGCUCAGGUGAUGCCCCCGCUGCUGAUCGUGGCCUUCGUGCUUGGCGCCCUGGGCAACGGCGUCGCCCUGUGCGGUUUCUGCUUCUGCAUGAAGACCUGGAAGCCGAGCACCAUUUACCUUUUCAACCUGGCCGUGGCCGACUUCCUUCUCAUGAUCUGCCUGCCCUUCCGGACGGACUACUACUGGAGACAGAGGCAGUGGGCCUUUGAGGACAUUCCCUGUCGGGUGGCCCUCUUCAUGCUGGCCAUGAACAGGGCCGGGAGCAUCGUCUUCCUCACGGUGGUGGCGGUGGACAGGUACUUCAAGGUGGUCCACCCCCACCACCUGGUGAACGCCAUCUCCAACCGGGCUGCCGCCGGCAUCGUGUCUGCCCUUUGGACCGUUGUCAUCCUGGGGACCCUCUACCUUUUGAUGGAGAACCAUCUGUGUGUGCACGAAGACACCAUAUCUUGCGAGAGCUUCAUCAUGGAGUCGGCCAACGGCUGGCACGACAUCAUGUUCCAGCUGGAGUUCUUCCUGCCCCUCGGUGUCAUCCUGUUUUGCUCCUGCAAGAUUAUUUGGAGCCUGAAGCAGAGGCAGCAGCUGGCCAGGCAGACUCGGAUGAAGAAGGCCAUCCGGUUCAUCAUGGUGGUGGCGGUUGUGUUCGUCACGUGCUAUCUGCCCAGCGUGUCGGCCAGGCUGUAUUUCCUCUGGACGGUGCCCUCGAGUGCCUGUGACCCCUCCGUCCACGUAGCCCUGCACGUGACCCUCAGCUUCACCUACAUGAACAGCAUGCUGGACCCGCUGGUGUAUUAUUUUUCGAGUCCCUCGUUCCCCAAAUUCUACACCAAGCUCAAAAUGCGCAGUUUGAGACCUAAGAAUCCGGGACGCUCCAAGACCCGGAGGUCAGAAGAGAUGCCAGUUUCCAACCUGUGUCGCAAGAGUUGUGCCAGUGUGGCAAACAGUUUCCAGAGCCAAUCCGACGUGCAGUGGGAUCUCCAAAUGUGUUGAAUGGCAGUGAAACAGACAGACAGACAAUGCCAAGGAGGACAGACAGACCGGCGACUUAGGAUGUUUCAUGCUAAGGGGUGAGAGUCUAUUGAAAAGGCCACCCUUUCUUAACUGGAUCCUCACUCUGUUGGAAAUGAAAUUCAGGUUACUAUGCCUUUUUGGAAGGUUGUGGUUGACAAGUGAGUCACUUGCCUUUCUAUGCCCCGAUUGCAAUGACGGGACAAUAUGUGCGUGGAGAAGGGCACGUGUGUGUUAAAAAGGAGGGACGUUAAUUAAGAAGAGCUCGACCCCUGUGUAGUUUUAAUCGGCUGGGUGAACAGGCACCGAUGUUUGAAGGAGUCACGUUCCCUGUCUGGGGGAGGUCGUGAACUUCAUGACUUGGCAGUAUUUGCUAUCCUCUCUUAAGUCAUCGUUUUAGAAACUAGAAACCUGAGUGAGUCAAUACCUUUAUUUCGGGCUGAGUGACAUCUUUAUGGGGACGUCCAGAUCCUGACGAUUUUCAUCUCCACAGGGUGCCUGGGUAUGUUUCUGAUUUCUCAGUAGCCCAAGAAGAAGGACAGCAAAACAGUCUGCUCUGACCUUCUUGAAGUUCCACAUGUUUCCGCAAGUCGUUGCAUUUCAAAGAAGAUGCUGAGGGAUAGGUUUGCCUCCCCUGAUCUUUCCAGUGGGAGCUGAGUGCGUGAAAAAACUCGGUUGGCCUUUGGGAUGGGCUGCGUGCAAUGUGAUCGCUUUUGACUGCUUGUUAUGUGACUGUGAGUUGAAAUCAUUUAUUCAUUCCUUCUGCAAGUACUUACUGAAUUCAUAUUUUGUGCAAGGCACUGUGCUACUAUCCCUUUUACCUGGAGGGUCAUUAGUCAAUUCCUGUGUGACACCAAAGUAUUUUGGUGGGGUUGGGGGUGGGGAGCAAACAGAGAGGUUAAUACCCUCACCCUCUCACUGAAUAUAGUUUCUAGACCUGUUCUGUGCAAACAUCAAUGUAUUCCUCCUAUUGCGGGAUUCUGAACAAACACUGAAGGGUGGAAAGGGUGAUGUCCCUUAUGUACAUGAAUUUCCCACAUAUGUACCUGGAGCCCUCAAAACUAGAUGGUUCUGCGGAAUGACCGACUGUCCUUGCUCUGGAUUAGGGGGAAAGAUUCAAAGCCAACCUUAACUCUGUUCUCAAGCCACAAAGUGGUGAAAGUCAUUCUUGGCUCUUUUAUUUACACUUUCUCAAAUGUUCAGGGUGCUCUCUGCACUAGAUGACCUUUCCAGCUUUUCGUUCUCUGGCCUCGAAACACUCCUAUCAGCUGUCUUUAUUAUUUCCUUCUGCAGAGACACUGCACAGCUCAGUGCCGAAAAGUAAGGGCUCUGGAAAGUCAGAUGAACCUUAAAUUGGAAUCCUAGCUCAACCACUCACUAGAUUUUGUUCGCUGUUAUAUCCCCAGUGCUCAGGAGACUGGCUGCACAUAGUAGGUGCUUAAUAAAUAUUUGAAUGAAUAAGUGCCUGUGAAGCAUUAAACAGUGUUUGGCAGGGAGUACUCAAUAUUGUGACUUACGACAUUAACACAUUUUACGCACCAAGAUAUUGAGGCGCAAAAGCAAUUUCCCACGGGGUUCAGAACUCCUAAGUUGCUGUAUUGUCACUACCUGAAUUCCCGCCCCCGCCCUCCCCAGCUGCCUGGCAGAGGGUGGGUGGGGGGGGGGAGUGAAAACAGGAUUCUUACCAUCUUCAGAGAACCUUACAUCCUCCUGAAAGAAAUCUGGGAAAGCCCACACUUCUGCUUUCCAUUCUAACCCUACUUAGAAUUCUUCCCUGGACUGCCCCUUUGUUGCUUCCUCUCCAUAAAAACGGUUCCAAAAGAAAGUCCGCAUCCUGGGUGUGAGCCUAUAUUAGUUAAAAGACUCGUAAGACUUUACCCUCCCAGGAAAAAAGCCUAAACAAUCCAGAAGUUCACGGUAGGCAGAGGUUUUCACUAAAAAAGCAGCAAUAACACACAAAAAGAAAGGAAAAUGAAAAAACCCAAACACAGUCUCGACUCGGAUUUUACUGCCCUUUUUAAAUUCACAGAAUGUGAUGAAAAAGAAAUCUUAUCAGGUGUUCUUCAGAAAUUGUGAGGAAGAGGAGUAUAGCUUUGUUUGAGUAAACACAGGACCCUUUUGAGCUCAUCCAUGAAGCUGGGGCCCUAAAUUUUAUAUAUGCAUUUAUAAACAUAUACACAGGUUGACAUGGAGUAGAACAGACAGUUGGGCUCACGCAUGGACCUAACUAUACUCACCUUCCAGUGAUGAUACGGUAGGAGUGGGAAGGAGUUAAUAUUUUGUCCCUUGUAAAGAUUCACUCAUUCAUUCACUCACUCACUCAUUCAUUCCCUUUCAAGGAACAUUUUUUAGGCACUGGCUCCGGACGAGGCACAGUAGAAACACGAAUGGAAAACAUAGCCCCUGCCCCUGUGGGUUCUAUUGUAGAAUCCAGGGGAAAGAAUCAAACAACCAUUUGGGGGUAACCGUGUGAAAGUGGUAAGCACAAGGCCCUGCGGCAGAGCCCAGGGGCCUUCAUCCUGGCCAUGGGGGUUGGAGAGGGCUUCUCAGAGAAAAUCACUCUGAACUUAGCCCUGAAGGAUGCAAAAGAGGCAGGCAGGUGACUCAGUGGGAAAAGGUAUCCCAGCGAGAGGGGCAUGGUGAGGAAGCAGCUUGUUAGGGAGCUUCGGAAAGGUCCACAGGACCGGAAUGAAAGGUCCUGGGGGUGGGGAGAGGGACUGCAGCCCCUUGGGAGAGAUCAAGCCAUGAGAUCCACUGCGGAGAGAGAGAAAGAAGGUCUGUUCAUAACUCUGCUUUUUUUUUUUUUUAAGUUUAUUUAUUCAUCUAAGAGAGAGAGAGAGAGAGAAAGAACGGGAGAGCACGAGCCGGGGAAGGGCAGGGAGAGAGAGAGGGGGAGAGAGAGAGAGAGAGAGAGAGAGAGAGAGAGAGAGAGAGAGAGAGAAUCCCAAGCAGACUCCACAAUGACAGCAAAAAGCCCCACAUGGAGUUCGAAUUCAUUAACACGAACCGAGAGAUCAUGACCUGAGUGGAAACCAAGAGUCGGACGCUUAACCAAUGGAGUCACCCAGGAGCCCCCAUUCACAACUUUUCCUGAUGGAAUAUUCUUGAAUAGCCUCUCAGAGUCUUUUCUUUUAAAAAAAAAAAAAAGAAUUAAAAUCUCUGUAAUUAUUGAAAGUACAUAUGUUUUUGUUCAAAAUUCAAAACAAAUAUAUCAAGUGAGAAAUAAAAGUCUUCCUUCUGUUGUCCCCCUUAA
Molecule: messenger RNA, 5089 nt
Organism: Acinonyx jubatus (cheetah)
Lineage: Eukaryota; Metazoa; Chordata; Mammalia; Carnivora; Felidae
Gene: HCAR1
Product: hydroxycarboxylic acid receptor 1
Exons: 1
Coding region: 787-1818 (343 amino acids)
Biological process (GO): G protein-coupled receptor signaling pathway
Cellular component (GO): membrane
Molecular function (GO): G protein-coupled receptor activity
Source: RefSeq, a predicted model, not a curated record